AUGUUCAAUUUUCUUAAUCCAUAUAAUCUUCAUAAAUGCAUAUUUCUUAGAACAAUUAAUGCAUCGCAAAAACAGUGUGGUGAUUUUGCAAAACUACUGGAAUAUAACCCAAAUCUACGUCAACCAUAUCUAUGCAAAGCUAUGCAAGAUACAGCUGAUAAACUGUCAAUGGCUCCAUCAUAUACAAUCAGUACAGAUCGGAUGAUCGCAACUUGCAGAAAUACACAGUUAUCGGUUGAAUGCCGAAUGCAAGAAUUGUAUGCAAAAUUCGAAGUUUGUAAAAAUUCCGAACAUGAUACCGGUAACUGUCGACGAUUCUACAAAAUGUUUCGACGUGUAAAACUGCUAAACUGGGGUAAAAUAGAUGACUUUUUACGCUGCUAUAAUCCACCAGCACUUCUGUUCGAGAGCAAAAUCAGGAAACGCGAUACUGGAAAAUGCAGAAACGUUCAAAAUAUCUUUGCUGACAGUCGGCUUAAUCGAAAUGUCUUCUCAAAUAUCAUUGAUAGACAAGCUCAUAAAUGUCGACUUAUCAACUGCCCCGAACGGAUAGCAAGAGAAUUGGAAACACUGGCACUUUCAACUCAUGUCAUUGACUGGCAACGGAAACUGAACCCGUUAACAAAAGCCAAGUCGAUUUAUGCAGUGCUGAUGUCAUGCAGUUCCGAUCUUAACUGUGCAAAGGCCUUACAAUGUAUAAAACAUAGGAAACUAUGCCGCUGGGGUAAUGUCCACGAAUUUUUAAACUGUUUUGAAUAUGAGACAGCAACACUGCCCCACUAG
Molecule: messenger RNA, 783 nt
Organism: Enterobius vermicularis (human pinworm)
Lineage: Eukaryota; Metazoa; Nematoda; Chromadorea; Rhabditida; Oxyuridae
Source: the annotation of a GenBank genome assembly